AUGACUCCCACCACAAGCCAACACUGGGUUCUGGCUAGGAAGCCCACCGGGCGUCCGAUCAUAACCGGUCCGGAGGCAACUUUUGAGCUGACGACUCAGCCAAUCCCUACAUUAGGGGAAGAGCAGGUGUUACUCAAAGUGCUGUUUCUCUCCAACGACCCGGCACAACGAAUGUGGAUCGACCCUAACAUCCUUCCGGAGCGGCUGUAUACCUCACCUGUCGAAAUCGGAGAGACAAUGAGAUCGUAUAGCUCCAUCGCCGAGGUUGUUGAAUCCACGUCUAAGACACUGCCAGUUGGGGCCCUGGUCUGUUCUACAACUGGCUGGUGCGAGUAUGUGGUCCUGCCAGCAGAGACAGCAAUGCGGAUCGAGCCUGUCGACGAUUUGCCACCUACGCACUUUUCAGGGAUAUUCGGCAUUGCCGGCGUGACUGCGUACUAUGGCUUGGUCGAUAUUAUAAAAGCUGGGCACGAAGAUGCUAUCGUGAUUAGCGGAGCAGCUGGCGCAGUUGGCUCGGUUGCUGUUCAGAUUGCGAAGAAUAUGCUGGGAUGCAGGAAGGUAAUCGGAAUUGCCGGAACAGAUGCGAAAUGCCAAUGGGUAGAAAGCCUAGGAGCGGAUAUCUGCCUGAACUACAAGAGCAAAACAUUCACAGAGGACCUAAAGAGCGCUACAGACGGAUUUGUCGAGGUCUUUUUUGACAACACCGGGGGCGAGAUCCUAGAUCUGAUGCUCACACGGAUGCAGAAGGAGGGCAGAGUGGUGGCAUGUGGUGCAAUAGCCGACUACAACAGCCAAACUCGAGCAGGGAUUAAGAAUUGGUACGAUGUUAUUGGCAUGCGACUACAGAUUAAGGGGUUUGUUGUGACGGAUGCUGGCCCGGCUAGGUGGGCGGCGAUUGUGGGCGCUCUUGUCCAAGGCUAUCGCGAGGGUAAGAUCAGAGUUGCAGACGACGGGCAAACUAUUGUGCCAACGGCCUUUGAGGACAUACCAAAGACGUGGAUGAGGCUUUUCGACGGGCAGUCCACUGGCAAACUGCUCACAAGACUUGAGUAA
This is a messenger RNA of Talaromyces rugulosus, 1053 nucleotides long. RefSeq lists its product as uncharacterized. The transcript has a single exon. Bases 1 to 1053 code for a protein of 350 amino acids. NCBI's taxonomy places the organism in Eukaryota, Fungi, Ascomycota, Eurotiomycetes, Eurotiales, Trichocomaceae. Gene Ontology annotation, molecular function: oxidoreductase activity, acting on the CH-CH group of donors, NAD or NADP as acceptor. The record is from RefSeq and is a predicted model, not a curated record.